Messenger RNA from Daldinia caldariorum, 2132 nucleotides. Its product is annotated as WD40 repeat-like protein. The record is from RefSeq and is a predicted model, not a curated record. The coding region runs from base 176 to 1675 and encodes 499 amino acids. The transcript has a single exon. NCBI's taxonomy places the organism in Eukaryota, Fungi, Ascomycota, Sordariomycetes, Xylariales, Hypoxylaceae. Gene Ontology annotation, molecular function: protein binding.
AAAAAAAAUUAAAUAAAAAAAAUAAUUUUCAAUUCAACGUUUGCGUCGCGAGAUAAUCGCGAUUAAACGUUGGCAUUUUUUUUUCUAUACAGCGCUAACUAACAGACUCUCCAUUUUCGUCCUUCUACAGCCUAUAAAUAAACAAAUUCUUGUGGUUUACGAAUUAUUAGACAUCAUGUCUAAACGUACGGCGGACGUUGGAGACGAACAUGCUCCUCUGAAGGGAGGUGUUCGUCCUGAGCCCAUGGACGUAGACGACAAGGACAUGGGCGAGUUCGCGGACGAAUUCGAGGACGAGUUUGAGAGCGAGGACGAGAUCUUCGAGGCUGGCGUUGACGGUAGACCCGACGCAGAGCGCGAGGCUGAGGAAAACGCAGCUGGCAACAUGGAUGUCGACGAUAGCACUUUUAUCGUCGGGCGCAACAAGCUUGAGGCUGGCCAACAUCUCGCCCCAGAUCUGGGCACUUACGAAAUGCUUCAUAACCUUAGUACCCCUUGGCCGUGUCUCUCUUUCGACAUCGUGCGCGACAGUCUUGGCGACAACCGGGAAAAGGUCUAUCCUGCCACCAUGUACACUGUCGCCGGUACCCAGGCCGAGAGCACACGCGAAAAGGAGAACCAGCUCAUGAUUAUGAAGUUUAGCGGCCUGAGCCGUAUGCAAAAGGACGGCCAGGACUCCGAAUCUGAGGAUGAUUCGGAUUCCGACGACGAAGAGUCAGAUCCUAUCCUCGAGUCCAAGUCCAUCCCAUUAACCUCGACUACGAACCGUAUCCGAAGCCACCAGAUCCCCUCGCAGGAUCCUUCGAAACCGCCCACCACUCUCACAGCGACCAUGACAGAGUCGACUAACAUCUUCAUACACGACGUUACACCCCACCUGGCGUCCUUCGACAGCCCCGGCACCGUUAUCACCCCCCAGCAGAACAAGCCGCUCUCCACCAUCCGAGCCCACAAGUCAGAAGGUUACGCCCUCGAUUGGUCACCUCUUGUGCCCGGCGGUAAGCUUCUAACCGGCGAUAACAAUGGUUUGAUAUAUGUGACGACGCGCACGGAUGGCGGGGGCUGGGUUACCGACACCCGCGCAUUCCAGGGACACACCAGCAGCGUGGAGGAUAUCCAAUGGAGUCCGCAAGAAGCGUCCGUGUUCGCGUCCGCGUCUAGCGACGGCACGGUGCGCGUCUGGGACGUGCGCAGCAAGAGCCGGAAACCCGCCAUCACGGUGCAGGUCAGCUCGGUGGACGUGAACGUGAUGUCGUGGUCGCGAUUAACGACGCAUCUCCUCGCGACGGGUGCCGACGACGGCGUGUGGGGCGUGUGGGAUCUACGGCAGUGGAAGGGCGGCGCGCAGAAGCCGAGCCCCAUCGCCAGCUUCAACUACCACAAGGAGCAGAUCACCAGCGUCGAAUGGCACCCCACGGACGACAGCAUGGUGGCCGUCGCCGCGGGCGACCACAAGGUCACCCUGUGGGAUCUGUCCGUCGAGCUGGACGACGAGGAGAGCAAGGACACGGCCGGCGUCAAGGACAUGCCGCCCCAGCUGCUCUUCGAACACAUCUCCGAACACGCCAAGGAACUCCACUGGCACCCCCAGAUCCCCGGUACCCUCAUUGCGACGGGCCAGGAGUUUAGCGUUUUCAGACCUAUACCGGUUGUUUACGGUAUUCACGCGAAAUAAAGCCUGUGAGCACAAGUCGAGAAAAUAAAUGAUUGUCCGGGGAAUACCGAGAUCUUCUUCACCAGAUAGAAGGAUGAAACCGGGGGAAGUGAGAACCCCUUAAUUCUCUCCAUCACGGAGUCAGGAUCUUUAGGCAUCAUAGGGAGAGUUGAGAACUAUCUACGGGUAUUAGUUUGUCAUCGCGCCUGAUGUCCUGCGUAAAGGGCAAUAUUCGGUAUACGAGUUGUCUCAACGAAGCUACUCGUUAGGUAUCUGGAUCUAGGUAAAUUCUGGUGAUAUCUACCUUACCUUGCCUACCUAGGUAUACAAUCUUUGCGCGUUAAAAAUAGAAUAACUAUACAAUACCACCAGUAUGUAUUGGGGUAUUCGCUCGGAUAAAAAAAGGAAGCCCGCAAUUAAUAGAACGAUUAUUCUCUGAGUUAUCCGUUGAUCGAUUUCUACGUGCUCACGGUAAACC